Talaromyces proteolyticus is the source of this 2515-nucleotide messenger RNA. RefSeq lists its product as uncharacterized. The transcript has 6 exons. Bases 88 to 2043 code for a protein of 651 amino acids. The record is from RefSeq and is a predicted model, not a curated record. Gene Ontology annotation, molecular function: acetyl-CoA synthetase activity; AMP binding. Lineage: Eukaryota; Fungi; Ascomycota; Eurotiomycetes; Eurotiales; Trichocomaceae. Gene Ontology annotation, cellular component: cytosol.
UUCGCCCGUGCCUUCUAUUGGGUCUUGACCUUUUUAGCUUGGAUAUAUAUUAUUUAUCCCUAGUUUCACGUCCGGCCGUUGCCCAACAUGUCCGAAGGCGCCGUUAAGCCUCCCACAGGGGUAGUCGCGGAGGCUCAUGAAGUGGACACAUUUCAUGUGCCUACUGCAUACUUCAAAAAGCACUCCAGUCGCCCCCAUCUGGACAGCUUUGACCACUACAAGCAGCUUUACGAGGAGUCGAUUCGUGAUCCCAAUACGUUCUGGUCCCGAUUGGCCCGGGAGCUUCUCACUUUCGACCAAGACUUUCACACCACACAUUCCGGCUCAUUCAUCAAUGGCGACAACGCCUGGUUCUUAGGAGGGAAACUGAACGCGUCCUUCAACUGUGUCGAUCGCCAUGCGAUCAAAAACCCCGACAAGGUCGCCAUCAUCUACGAGGCUGACGAGCCGAGUGAAGGUCGCUCCAUUACAUACGGAGAGCUGCUCAGCGAGGUCUCCCGAGUCGCUUGGGUCCUGAAAUCGCAAGGUGUGCGGAAGGGCGACACCGUCGCCAUCUAUCUUCCAAUGAUACCAGAGGCUCUCGUCGCCUUUCUAGCUUGCUCUCGCAUUGGUGCUGUUCACUCUGUUGUCUUCGCUGGCUUUUCGUCUGACUCUUUGCGCGACCGUGUUCUGGACGCCAAUUCAAAAUUCGUCAUUACCAGUGAUGAGGGUAAGCGUGGUGGAAAGAUCAUCGGCACAAAGAAGAUCGUGGACGAGGCAUUGAAACAAUGCCCUGAUGUCAAAAGUGUGCUGGUCUUCAAGCGCACUGGAGCCGAUGUGCCCUGGACCAAGGGCCGUGAUUUGUGGUGGCACGAGGAGGUUGAAAAAUAUCCCAAUUACCUCGCUCCUGAACCCGUCGAUUCCGAGGACCCCCUUUUCCUUCUUUACACGUCCGGAUCAACUGGCAAACCAAAAGGUGUCAUGCAUACAACAGCUGGCUACCUCUUGGGAGCUGCCGCUACCGGCAAAUACGUUUUCGAUAUUCAUGACGAUGACCGCUACUUUUGUGGUGGAGACGUUGGUUGGAUUACUGGUCACACAUACGUCGUCUAUGCGCCUUUGCUUUUAGGUGUUGCCACCGUCGUGUUCGAAAGUACACCAGCCUAUCCCAACUUUUCCCGAUACUGGGAUGUUAUUGAGAAACACAAAGUCACACAGUUCUACGUUGCCCCUACUGCACUGCGUCUGCUCAAACGUGCUGGGGACGAACAUAUUCAUCACAAAAUGGAACAUCUGCGGGUACUUGGAUCCGUGGGUGAGCCCAUUGCAGCGGAAGUUUGGAAGUGGUACUUUGAGAGCGUCGGUAAAGAGGAGGCACACAUCUGCGAUACCUACUGGCAAACCGAAACUGGAUCAAACAUCAUCACCCCCUUAGGUGGUGUCACCCCAACAAAGCCUGGCAGUGCAUCUCUUCCAUUUUUCGGUAUUGAACCAGCUAUUAUUGAUCCUGUCUCCGGUGAGGAGAUUGCAGGAAACGAUGUCGAGGGUGUUCUUGCUAUUAAGCAGCCAUGGCCUAGCAUGGCCCGUACUGUUUGGGGAGCUCACAAGCGAUAUAUGGACACCUACCUCAAUGUCUAUAAAGGCUACUACUUCACCGGUGAUGGUGCUGGCCGAGACCACGAUGGAUAUUACUGGAUCCGUGGACGUGUCGACGACGUUGUUAAUGUUUCUGGACAUCGUCUCUCCACUGCUGAAAUUGAAGCUGCUUUGCUCGAGCACCCAAUGGUUGCUGAGGCUGCUGUCGUUGGAAUCUCGGACGAACUCACCGGCCAGGCCGUGAAUGCUUUCGUCUCGCUUAAGAGCGGCAACGAAUCUACUGACCAAGUCCGGAAAGACCUCAUUAUGCAGGUACGAAAGUCCAUCGGGCCUUUUGCUGCUCCCAAAGCUGUCUUCGCAGUUGAGGAUCUUCCCAAAACCCGUAGCGGAAAGAUCAUGCGCCGCAUUUUGCGCAAGAUUUUGAGUGGUGAGGAGGAUAGUCUCGGAGACACUUCUACCGUACGUUGAAUUUUCCUGCUUGUCCCGGUAACAAUUUUGAUCUCCCAUAUGGAGACUGACUUUGCUUCUAGCUUUCGGAUCCUAGCGUUGUUGAUAAGAUCAUUGAGACCGUGAAGGCCUCGCGCAAGUAAAUGGACUUUAGUUAUACGACAAUUGCUGUAACGGCGAGAGACAUUUCCGGGAGCGAAGAAGAAAAUUGGGAAGGAAACCACUAGCGUAUAUAUACGUAUGCAUACAUACAUAUAUAUAUAUAUAUAUAAUCCGAUCGGGACAAGGGGCCUGACUAGGGAGGAACUGUGUAAAUCCUUGCUAUAUGUUCAGCGUGCAAGUCGAUAUUUUGUAUGUAAUGAAAGUUGAUGUUCACAUUAUGGCGCCAAUUAAGUUUUGGGUUUUUGAAAUCAAGUAUAAUUGAUGCUCAUUGUAGCAUAGGUGUCUAUUGUUCUAACAUGUAAUUGUCAAAGGGAAUUCAAAUGAACCUGGC